AUCAACCAAUCGUGCUUUCUACUUAUCCAUACUAAACACUGGAUGAGAGAAAGGUAGUUAUGGAUAAAAAGACUGUGGCUUUUAUCACUAAGAUAUUUUGCAACGUCGUGCAACUACCUAAUCCCCCGUGAUUGCCGUUUUGGUGGCGUACACCCCUGUCAAGGAAAUUACGCGCAGCUUCAUUGGGAUAGCUCAGCUGAACCUCAAAAUCCCCACGACUCCGAUAUGCCUUUCGUUCACCCGCCUAGGAAAGGAGACGACGACUGCCCAAGCUUAGGGAAACGGAGGCACACCAGAUCGUCAGCUACCAUUCGUUAUUUGAGUGAGAGUGUGAAACAUCUUAUUGUUCCCUAGCCACGUUAUGAGGAUGAGGGGGUCAGAACCACCUGAGAUGUCUGGUGCGCUGCAAGGAAAUGCUUCAAUGUCUAGAUCCAGCAGGGAGGCCAGCGAAAACUUCACAGGCUAUCCUAGCGAUUCGGAUUCGGAUUCUGAUGGAGAUGAGUCUAUGUCUGUAUACAGACGAGAGGCGGGGGCGGGGGGGCGACGGGAACAAUCUUUCUUCAUUGUCUCAGAUCCCAAGAAACACCCAGAAUAUCGUUUGGGACCCCUUGAAAGGAUUGAAAUCAGGCCGAUCCUGAAAGCCUCUACAUUCAAGAUAUUAAAGCCAAAAAAGAAACGAAGAAAAUCAAUGAAUCAAUAUGCUAUAGAUGCAAUACGACGAAAUGGCGUCAAUGGAUCGGUUUUGGAUCUCCCGGAAGCUAAUAUCCGACUCCCAGACUCCGACUCUGAUAGUUUAAGCGGGGAUGAAAGUGGGCAAUCACAUCCACAAAACAUCAAAUGGAAAGAUAGAUCAUCUCUAGACGCCAUUAUUAGAGAGGGAAAUACAUCUCGUAAUUCCAAGGCUCUCCCGACAAUUAUGGAGCCUACCCUUCGCCAUUUUAAGUAUUCGGAUAUGAUUAUCCGCGCGUCUCCAGUCUUCAGACACUUUUAUAAGGUCCUCGAUGGCGUACCGUCACGCAACAAUAAUGUCGCAAACAUAACAUCUAUUGACUUUUCCGACAAUUUCCGAGAUUCUCCAACUGAGUUUAUUGUUGGUAGCAACGACAGCCAUAAUAUACGUAGGCUUGGGGCAAUUGGUCAGAUUCCAGAGAACGUCAAACAAAGGCUACUCAUAGUACCGGAUUUAGCGCCACAGAUUAUCAACCUUCUUGGGAACCUCUUUGGACUCAGCCCAGAAGUUUUUGAGGAGCACCUAAUAAAUUCAGGAUACGAGGGAGCGAACUAUGAUGAUAAGCCGGCACACACCUGGUCUACAGCAAAGAUGAAAAAAUCACACGCAUCUAUUAAGUGGUAUCGACCCGUACAGAGACGUCCCGUACCUCCAUACUCUACUCGGGACCGGGAGGUCCUCCUUGAUCCGACACAGGGUCGCUUGAAGCGCAGCGAAGACUACGACAGAGAUGGCCUUGUAUAUCAAACCCAGUCGAAUAUAUUUCGGUCUGAAUGGGAGAUGUGGACUGACCCAACGAUAACAGCUGAAGAUGAUAGGAUCUGUGGAUGGGAAGAGAGAGCUACUAUCUGGAGCCAAAAGCUUGAUGGCAGAGAUUGUUAUAUUGUGAUCCUAGUCCUUGAUCCACUGCCAGUCAUAGAAGAAGGAGUUGAGCAAGUCGUAGAAGCAGCGCGAGUCUAUCGCCCGGACAAAGACGGCUCUGACUCUGAUGAUUCUUUUGUUGAUCCUGCGGAAGACGCCGAACAUUUGUGGAAGCUAGCUGAAAAGCUUCAAACCCAACGUGCUUCUAAAAAACGUACUACACAGCUACAGAAAAUGUUGAACCCAAGUGGCAAGGAUAGGAAGCAGGACGAUGAGGCCGCCUCUGUACUGAGUCAGGCAUUUGAGAAGGUGAAGGUGAAGGUGCUUAACCUAGUACGCCUACAUCCUGUGUUCCAACAGAUUGUCCCGCGAGCGCACAUAGCAGUUGGUAUCGAUGAAGCGUUUCGCCACGCACCACUUUUAGAUGAACUGGGCCGCCAGCUGUUUAAUACCACGUCUACGAAGGACGAGUUCUGCCAAUGGCUAGAUUCAAUGCCUCCGGGAAGAGACGACCAUCAUUUUGCGUUAACUACGCCAUUAUAUCACAUCAUACAACAAGAUUCGAUAAACCUACUUAGUCACUUGCACAAGACUCUUGACGAGAUAAACCUCGAUAUGCUAAGUGACGCGAAGAUGGAGGAUCGAGUAGUCAUGUGGCGUCAGAUUAUAGCUCGGGCCCAGCUUGAGUUGCCAGAACUCAAACGUUCUAUAACAUCAUUCUUUACUUUCACCCAAUUACUCGGUGUGAAAGGAGGAUCUGACAUUCAGGGCCAGUUUAAAGACCUAUCAACUGGGAUUGACGAUAUGAUCCAAAGACUUCAAAUAGCGUCCUCGUCACUAACCUCAAAUAUGGCCUUACUUGAUAGCAGACGAUCUAUUGCCGAAGCUCAGGCCGUUACAAAAUUAACAGAGCUAGCCUUCUUCUUCAUCCCCUUAUCAUUUACUGCCACACUGUUUGGGAUGCAAGUCGAGCAACUGGCCACCCCAGCGCCGAUUUGGAUCUUUCUUGUCUUGGGCACUGGGUUUAUCGCUCUCUCAUAUCUUGUUCGACUCACCAUUAGGAGUGCCUGGCUACAUCGGUUGAUCAAGGCUUACAAAGAGAGCAUUGCGAUAUACGCCCAGAGCAAGCGCCAGCCCCUCAAACAAGGAAACGUACCAGCAUCCAUGUUUGUGCGAUGGGCGGGACAUAUGGUAGCCCAUGGACUAGCUGCCAACCACAGAGCAAUGGUUACGUGGAUCAGUUCGUCGCGUCCUGGUAGGAUUAUCGUUGGUGCUAGUCUAGUUUCUUUCAUCGUGGUACCUCUCGCCGUUAUAUGGACAAGGCCGCUGGCACCGGGAAUAAGGGCAGCGAUAACUGCGGUUAUCGUGUUGCUUGUCGUGACUACGGUCGUACUCAAUGUUAUGUGGAGGAUUGUGUCAGCAGCGAGGGGUUCAAAUGAUAGAUAUGGUAGUACUACUUAUACUCAUGCCUCUGGCUCGGGCUCGGGUUCGGGUUCCCUUUAGGUCUACGGAAAAGAGAUGCCAAGGCGAGCUCUAAAACAAGAAUACCAUAAUACGCUAUGUAUAGAAUAAUAUUCUACACUACACGGUCUAUUAGCCUUUUACGCCCAUUUUUACAGCGCUUUGCCUGGCACCACGUCAUCAAUAUUCUAUGGCUUGAAUAGUCUGAAUACUCAAAACCAUAACCAAGAUCCCCAACAUCGCAACGACAACCAGAAAUCCCCCCCCCCAUCCCAGCACCAUAGCCGCCGCGCCCACCCCGCCCCUCACGGCUCCAUACGCCAAGCUCCCGCCCAUACUCGACGCCGUUGCCGUCGCCACGUGCUGCCAGAGUAUCGAGAUCAUCAUGAGGAUUGCCGCGAUUAAAAUCGCUACAAGCGUUAUCUUCGACACAGCGCGCGACGGAAAAGGUCGCACUUCGACCUCAGACCCGUCGUCGUCCUCACUAGUAUGCCAUUGAGGAUAGGUCACUAGUAGGAUGAGGCUGAUGACCAUGAGCGCGAUGGAGGCAAAUCUGUAGAUGAUAGUUAGCAGGCGGUUAAAGUGGGGGUGUGAGGGGGGGCAAACAUGAGCCCAUCGAAGACGAUGGUGUCGCGGAAGGUCUUGGCGAUCCAGAG
Molecule: messenger RNA, 3708 nt
Organism: Pseudogymnoascus verrucosus
Lineage: Eukaryota; Fungi; Ascomycota; Leotiomycetes; Thelebolales; Thelebolaceae
Exons: 3
Coding region: 362-3094 (910 amino acids)
Biological process (GO): metal ion transport; transmembrane transport
Cellular component (GO): membrane
Molecular function (GO): metal ion transmembrane transporter activity
Source: RefSeq, a predicted model, not a curated record